AUGUCUACAUCAACAUUAUUAUUUUCCGUUCAACAACAUCUAUUUCAAAUUGGUGGUCCCAUAUUAUUAUUUAUUGGUGUUAUGAGCUGUAUACCAAAUUUGUUAGUACUAAAAACUAUUAACCUACGAAAAAGUCCAUGCACAAUAUGUUUAGUUGCUGUUAAUAUUGUCAAUUUUGCCUAUUUAUUUGUCGGUUUACUUUAUACGAUGCUUACACUCGGUUAUAAUAUCGAUCCUACUACAAGCAACAUUGUUUUCUGUCGAGUUCAUUUUUAUAUAACGUAUAUUCUUACAUGCUGUGAACCAUAUUGUCUUAUUUUGGCAUCCAUCGACCGUGUAUUAAUUACCUCACCAAAUGCUGGAACACGAAGACUUAGUACACGUCGAUUAAUGGUUAUAAGCAUAAUUUUUAUAUGUUCAUUUUGGAUGGUGUUUCAUAUUCAUGCAUUGAUUUUCACACAAAUUAUACAAUAUGGAAUUAACUAUUUUGUUUGUAUCUAUCAAUCAGGUGAAUACGCUACAUUCAUAACAUAUUAUUUACUUGUUGUUACUGGAUGCUUUCCACCUGCACUCAUGGGAAUAUUUGGCUGUUGGACAGUGAAGAAUAUUCGUCAAAUAAGUCGUGUAAAACAUAAUGUUGGUACAAGAGGUACUGGAACUGUAGUGGUUGGUAGAUCACAUACUCUUCAGUCCAAAGAUCAACAACUUAUACGAAUGUUAAUUAUUGAUAUAAUUAGCUAUAUUAUUUGUAAGUAUCCAACUACAAUCAUGCUCAUCUACCAACAAGUCACACAAUAUGAGGAUAAAAGUGCUGAGCGGCAACAAAUUGAACAAUCAAUUGUUACACUGACAUACUUUCUGUACUGUGUAGAAAAUUGUAUUGGUUGUUAUACAAAUAUGCUAGCGUCGAAGACAUUCCGUGCAGAACUGAAACGUAUUUUUUAA
Adineta steineri is the source of this 945-nucleotide messenger RNA. Lineage: Eukaryota; Metazoa; Rotifera; Eurotatoria; Adinetida; Adinetidae. The record is from the annotation of a GenBank genome assembly.